AUGCAAUCGUAUUAAUAAUAUUAAAAUCAAAAUCUAAUGAAAAAAUUUGAAAGCAAAUAUUCAGUAGCUGAGCCAUCCAACAGUGAAUUCAUUAAACUAUAGCAAUAUUAUGUGGGUGAGAUAAAAAGACUUCAAUAGCAGGCAGACUAAUCAGCUCUUAGCAUGAGUUAAUAAAAAAAUCUAAUGAAGCAAAAAGAUUUGGAACUUAAUUUUUACAAGUCGAAAGUUGGGGAAUAAAGAGAUACGAUAAAAACCUACGAGGUUUACCUGAAUGAAUUAUAAAUUGAAAACAGUAAACUCAGGGUGAAGAUUGAGAUGUACGAGAAGCAAUAUAAACUUUUAGUUUAAACACUGGGUGAACCAUUAGUAGCCUUAGACGACUCUUUGAGUUAGGUGAAUAGUUUAAAUGUGAAUAAUUCCUCAGUGAUAAAUAGCUCAAUGAAUGAAGCUGGACAGAAAAAUCUUAGUGAGAUUUAAGAGAAGUUUACUGAAGAGUUCCAAACUCAUUCUUCUUGCUAAUAUUAAAACUUGGAUGAGGACAAUGAGACUCCGCUCAACACUGGUAAUGAGAUUACGAUAUAAGAUUAAUAUGAGGAUGUUUACAAAGCAGUUUAAAAAAUCAAUCUUCCCCAAAACUAAGCAAGGAUGGCAUUUUCAGUUGCUAAAAAGGAGCCAUUUUAAGAUAUUACAAAUAUAAUGAGUGAUUCCAAGGAAUCUUAAGCAUAGUUUGCUACUCCUUUAAAACUCUCCUAAGUCGAAAAUAUUUCUCCUUCAGAUAGAAGAAAAAUUUACAAGAUUGAUAAUAAUAGAGCCAAUAUGAGAUCUUUAAGCUAAAAAUUAAGGGAUUAAAAGCAAAUGAAAACGAACUUUUACUUUAGGCUUGAUGUUAGAUAAGUCAGGCAGAAAUUCUAAAGCCAGUACACUCAUCAUGACUAAGAAAAUUAAUUUACCCUAUUAGAGUUAAACAGAGAUAAGAAGAUGAGUUCUAUGAAAAAUAAUAACUUGGUACAUUUGAUUAGAUAGACUGAAGGAAAUUUUACUGAAAGGAUUAAACCCUCUUCAGGCUAUUCUUUUAUCUAUGAUACCCAGGAAGAUUAAUCUGUAGCCAUUAUUGAUUAAUGA
This is a messenger RNA of Stylonychia lemnae, 1122 nucleotides long. The record is from the annotation of a GenBank genome assembly. NCBI's taxonomy places the organism in Eukaryota, Ciliophora, Spirotrichea, Sporadotrichida, Oxytrichidae.